Molecule: messenger RNA, 5324 nt
Organism: Nylanderia fulva
Lineage: Eukaryota; Metazoa; Arthropoda; Insecta; Hymenoptera; Formicidae
Source: RefSeq, a predicted model, not a curated record
UGUAGCGCCGCCGUCGGGAUGAAAGCCUUCUUCGACAUGAUGCACAACGGACCGCACAAGGUGAUACUCUUCGGCGGUGCUUGCACACAAGUCACGGACCCGAUAGCGAAAGCUUCGAAACACUGGCGCCUUACGCAGCUCAGCUACGCGGACACCCAUCCUAUGUUCACGACCAAUAACUUCCCGAAUUUCUUCAGGGUAGUGCCGUCCGAAAACGCCCUGAAUGCGCCAAGAGUGGCGCUGUUAGUGCAUUUUAAUUGGACGCGGGUCGGCACAAUUUAUCAGAACGAGCCUAGAUACUCACUGGUGCACAAUCGUCUGGUGGUCGAUCUGGACGAGAACAAGAUGGAGCUCGUGGAAACGCUGAGCUUCGCUACGGAAGUUAAGACGGCGCUCGAGAAGUUCAAGGAGAAGGACGUGAGGAUCCUGCUGGGUAACUUCAAUGAGGCGUGGGCCAGGCGAAUAUUCUGCGAGGCCUACAGAUUCGGUAUGUACGGCAGGAAGUAUCAGUGGGUCAUCAUCGGGACUUACACCAGGGAGUGGUGGUUGCGUCCGGACGGUGGAUGCGAUCCCGCCGAAUUGUCCGAGGCUCUCCACGGUGUCAUCCUGGCGGAUCUGUUGCCCCUGACGACCGAAGGACAGCACACCACGUCCGGAAUCACCCCGGAUCAGUAUCAGGUCGAGUACGACUCGAGGCGGGGCAACGAGUACUCCAGGUUUCAUGGAUACACGUACGACGGUAUCUGGACGGUCGCCCUGGCUGUGAAGCAUGUCGCGCGCAGGAUACGGCAUAUCCAUCAUAACCAGACUAUAUCCGACUUUCGGUAUAGGGACGUAUUAUGGGAGCGACUCUUCCUCGAUGCCCUCAGGAAUACAAGCUUCGAUGGUGUCACGGGCCCGGUUCGCUUCUACGAUAACGAAAGGAAAGCGUACAUUCUUCUAAAACAAUUUCAAAACGGUAAAGAGGUAAACGUAGGCGAGUACGAUAGCAUAAGCGGCGUUCUGGAUCUGACCAGAGGAGACGCGCCGCUGUGGAACGGGAGACCCCCGCCGAAAGACCGGACGGUUCGCAUCAUCGAGCACUCCACCGUGGACAUCACUCUGUACGCGGUGCUAGCCUCGGCCGCUAGUGUCGGUAUCGUCAUGGCAUCCAUUUUUCUUGCCAUCAAUAUCAGAUACAGAAAUCAAAGAUACAUCAAAAUGUCAUCGCCCCACCUCAACAAUCUCAUCAUUAUCGGUUGUAUGCUGACCUACAGUAGCGUUAUCUUUCUCGGACUAGACUCGCAAUUAUCGAGCGUGGCGGCGUUCCCAUACAUUUGUACGGCCAGAGCGUGGUUGCUGAUGGCCGGUUUCUCGUUGGCCUUUGGCUCCAUGUUCUCGAAAACGUGGCGCGUCCACUCCAUAUUCACCGAUGUGAAGCUCAAUAAGAAGGUGAUAAAAGAUUACCAGUUGUUCAUGGUGGUCGGGAUAUUGUUAGCUGUCGAUCUCACAAUCAUGACGACGUGGCAAAUAGCGGAUCCGUUCUAUCGGGCGAUUAAGCAAAUGGAGCCUUACCAUCAUCCCUCCAGCGACGAUAUAAUAAUCAUCCCGGAGAACGAGUAUUGUCAGAGCAAUCAAAUGAAUAUUUAUCUGUUUUGCAUAUAUAUAUACAAAGGCCUUUUAAUGAUAUUCGGUGCCUUUCUGGCAUGGGAAACGCGUCACGUUAGCAUACCGGCAUUAAAUGACAGUAAAUACGUGGGAAUGAGCGUGUACAACGUUGUUAUAAUGUGCGUCACUGGCGCGGCUAUAAGCUUCGUGCUGACUGACAAACAGGACGCCAUGUUCAUAAUGUUGGCGGUGUUCAUUAUAUUUUGUAGUACAGCCACUCUUUGUCUGGUUUUUAUUCCUAAGGUAAUAGAGUUACGCAGGAAUCCGCAAGGGGCGAUAAAUAAGCGGACAAGGGCGACUCUGAGGCCAAUGCUGAAAAUACGAAGGGACUCGACAGUCAGUGAGCUCGACGAGCGUUUGAAGGAGGCGAAGCUAGCGAAUAAAAAAUUCCGGAAGCAACUGUUGCAAAAGGAUUCCGAGCUUCAGGGAUUUUUAAAAAGAAUGGGCGAAGAAACUGCAAGUGAAACGCAAGAGACGGUCGACACGUUGCCUGUUCCAAAGCCAGAAGAGGCCGUUAAAAGGGAAGGGCCAUCAGUAACUACAGAAACGACUGAUGUUUCAAUGUCCAUAUGCAGCUUGAACUCAUCAACCGUUUCGCAGCCGGAGGGCGAUUACGUCAACGUGGAUCAAGUAACAAAGAAAAGGACAUCUAUCACGAAGGCCACGUCAAUCACAAUCGACAACGAACGAGUGGCUGUGAUGGCGCAGGCGAUCGAGGAGAGCUCUUCCCCGGGCGCCGAGACAACGACGAUGGACGCGUUUCCGCCGCCGCCCCUGCCGUCAACGAUGAUGACAAUAGCGAUGACAACGACGACGAUGACGACGACGACGACGGUGACGGUGCCCACGACGACGCAAUCGCGGCACACCUGCGGCAUGGAGCCGUCGCGGCGUAAAAGCGCCACCGACGAGAGAGCGAGCGAGAUGGCGUUGCUGAUGCGGGACCGGGGUCAGGAACCGCUGCCGAACGACGCCGUGACAACGACGACGACGACGACGACGACGACGACGCGCUACGACUUUGUACCGCCAGUCGUCGAGGAGAGCGACUCCGUGAUCCUGGAGGAGACCGAGAUCGCGAGACACGUGUGCCGCGUAAGGAGACGGAGCAAGGACGAACGCAGGGCGAAGCUGUCGACGCCGCCGCCGACCAAGAACGUCUCCUUUGGCGAGCUUCACGAACAGAACUACAUCGAACAGGUCAUCAUGCCAUUCCCGUUGCAGUACAUGCCAAAUCAUCGACACGAAAAGUACGAGGAGUCGAUGUCAACGAUCAUUCAGCGCUCCAUGUCGGAGCGUUCGCGGGAGAAGUGCCUGCGGCUGCACAUCAGCGGCGGCCACCCCAUAGUCGAGUGCUCACAUCGCGUUGCGCGUCGUAUGUGCCGGCACUCGGGCUCAAAGCUGCGCCAUCAGGCACGGUUGGAAUACGUGCAGAGCACUCCGAAUGUGGCGACGAUGCACAACGGCAAGCACGUCGCGGCGAACCUGCGUGGCGGAACCGGCGAUGUGAACGGUGGUUCCGCGAUGAACGUUUCCAAAAUGUACAGUGCCGUUUCGGAUGGCGAGCUGCUGGAUCUGACGAUCCUGCCGAUCUUUCAAAAGCUCCUCACAGAGCGGCACAAGAGCACUGCCAGACGGGGCUAUCGCUCGAAUAUAGCUAGUUGCCCGAAUAUAUCCAUCAAGUGCGACAUCGUCGAGUACCUUUAGCACGUGUCCAGCCUGAUGCGACACCUGAUGCAUCGCUACUGCGCGGCAAAAACUCGCUCACAUUUUCCCGUCACACUAGACUCACAAUCGGUAGGGUGUGUUAGAUCGGUUGUUUAAGUUAAUUAAGGAUAAAUUAAUUGAUCUCGCGCAAGCGUCUCUCUACGAGAUCGUUUUGCGUCUCACGGAAGGUGAGACGAUUCUUUUCGGACAAAUCAUUGUUAAAUUCAAGGCCAUGUUUGUGCCAUUUCGUUAACUCAUUUAUAAGAAUGAUGACGUGGACACAGACGCGCUGUGGGUUUAAUUAAUUCGCUCUCUCUCGCGUUCUCGCUCGGCAUUUAAUAUUACGGAAAAAAAUUAAAAAAAGAAAAAAGAACGCGUGAAUAAUAGGUACUUUUCAGCAACAAAACACAAUUGCACGCUGUGUGACACACUAAAACGCUGCUCAUAUUUUUUUUUUCACUGCCAGAUUGCAGUCGCUUCACAUAGUUUUUUCAAAGUUUAAAAUCUCCUAUCGGAAUACUUCAUAGAAAAGAACGUAGUACCAAAUACCAAAAUCUUGAUAUUCAUAGAGUGACACAAAACGAGGAAACACUUUAAUUUAGUACGAUUGUUAUGACUUAUAUCAUAGUUGGAAAACAUUAGGUGUUACACAGUGGCUGUCUGUGUACAUUGCUGAAAAGCGCCCAAUGUAAACGCUCUAGUGAAAUAAUAAAUGUCAUUCCAAUUCUCAUCAAGAGGUACAAGAAAGAGACAACGGUCGACGAAAAAUAAAGGUAAGACUUUUCUAUAAUACACACGGGAUAUUUUCUAACGCGCGACGAUGAUUAUUUAAGCGUAAGAGUAUAUAAAAGUCACAAAAAAGCGAAGAAAAAAAAUAAUAUCGAAGCUCGGUGAAAAUCUUGCGAAGACACACUUAUAUAGAAAAUCUCAUCUCGAAAUUUCGAUCUCUCAGCUCAUUUCAAGUCUCACUCGUUGUUGCUUGGGUUUCUUUUUUUUUUAGACGUAAAGCCGGAGUAAGUGUAAACGGAUUUGCGCGCGAUACUAUCGAGCACACGACACUUAGUUUACUUCAACGUCAGUCAAUAGGUCUUGUAUCUCAUUAGUGACGCAGCGUGUUACACGUGACGUGUAACAAACACUGUGGGGAAGCAAACAAGAAUAAAAAACUUCAUAUGUAUAGUAUAUCCGUGGUAAAACAACACACACAUUUUUGGGAAUGAAGUCGGGACGGAAGAUUGGGAUGGGGGAGGAGUCGUCUGUGCAAUCGAUAUAACGUUAUUGCUUUCGGGAUAGAAAAGUGGAAGGGGAAGGGAAAGAGUAAACCCUAGCAGUGAACAAAUAUUGUUUAAAUAUUUCUUAGUACGACCGAAGAAUAUUUUUGUGACGCGACUUUAAAACAUUGAACUAGUUCUAGUUGAUGCGGUAUCAAUUAACGAGAUAUAUAUACCUUCGAGAUAUUUACAAGACGAAUUACAAAAAAAAAAAAAUAAAUAAAUAAAAAGAAAAAAGGAUAUUCGUUAGUCGCGGAGAGAUGGGAAGGAAGAUAUGACGACGUUACAACGAUUUUCAUCCCAGGAUUUUCUCGUUCAUCGAUUCGAGGAUGACGAAGUGAACGCUUCCCUCCGGAAAAUGAAAGGAGGUCGCGUUUAAAGCGUCCCCGUCGGCUAACAAAUGUUCCUUUUCUCUUUCCGAUAGAGAGAGAGAGAGAAAGAAAAAAACAUACAUAUAUCUAUUAUAAGGAUUGUUAAGACGAAAGAUAUCGAGAGGCUAUGUUAAUUAGGCGCGUUCUCUCCUUCGGCGUCGCCUCGACUUUUCUCGCGAAGAAUCCCGCCAAAAUCUCAGGCCGAGGGAAAUUAAAAGGCGGCGGAGAAAAACGCGUGACAACUUUACAAAUACUAAAGUAAGUUUCCCCCUCGCGUACAUUUCUAAAAUGAAUAACUAUGUGUUUGUAAAUAUAUGUUACAAAGUAA